This is a messenger RNA of Uloborus diversus, 2519 nucleotides long. Its product is annotated as zinc finger protein 678-like. The transcript has a single exon. Bases 1 to 1020 code for a protein of 339 amino acids. Lineage: Eukaryota; Metazoa; Arthropoda; Arachnida; Araneae; Uloboridae. The record is from RefSeq and is a predicted model, not a curated record.
AUGAGCGCCCAUACUGGCGAAAAACGAUUUUCAUGUGAAUUAUGUUCAAAGACUUUCACUAAAGUUUCAAAUUUGAAAGCACAUGUUUAUGUGCAUACCGGCGAAAAACCGUUUUCGUGCGACAGUUGUUCAAUGAAAUUUACUGCGGAAUCAAGCUUAAAGAAACAUAAAAGAGUACAUACUGGCGAAAAGCCGUUUUUAUGCCAGCACUGCCCAAAAGCAUUUGCUCGCUCUUCAAAUUUAAAAUCCCAUUUGAAGAUCCACAUUGGCGAAAAAUCUCUUUCGUGUGAACACUGCUCAAUAACAUUUUCUGAUGUUUCAGAGUUGAAAAGACAUGUGAGCGCCCAUACUGGCGAAAAACAAUUUUCGUGUGAACACUGUUCAAAGGUGUUUUUUCAUAGUUCAGACUUCAAGAAACAUAUUCGAGUUCAUACAGGCGAAAGGCCAUACUUGUGCGAAUGUUGUCCAAAAGCAUUUCGUCAAGCCGCGAGCUUGAAGAGUCAUAUGAGGACUCAUACUGGUGAAAAACCGUAUUCGUGUGAGCUUUGUUCAGAAGCAUUCUCUCAUGCUCUAAGCUUCAAACAGCAUAUGGUAAGCCAUACGGGUGAAGCAGCUCACUUGUGCCAGUACUGUUCGAAGUACUUCCCAUCAGCUUCGAAAUUGGACAGACACAUCAAGACCCAUACUGGUGAAAAGCCAUUUGCGUGUGACAUUUGCUCAAAAGCAUUUUCCGUUGCUACAGACCUGAAGUAUCACGUGAGAAUCCAUACCAAACCCUUCGCCUGUGAAUUUUGUCCGAAAGUAUUUCGUAGGACUACAGAGUUAGAGGCUCAUAAGAGGGUUCAUGUUGGUGAAAAACCCUUUUCCUGCGACCGUUGUGAAAAAACGUUUUUUCGACGUUCGCAGUUGAAUAAACAUGCACUAGAAGAAAAUCAUAUUUCUCUGAAUGCGGCACAAAAAGAUCCGGAACUUGAGAACACACACGUAAAUGUGCCGGAAGAGGAGACAAUAUUAUCGUAAAUUUUGUUGAAAAUUUUUUUGAUAGUGAGAUUGUUGCGAGGUGCUGUUGGGGACUUCCAAUGCAGCCAAAAAAUCUUUGCAUAAUUACUGAAAAAAGGAUUUUAGAUCUCGAUUGAAGACAUACAAUAUGCGUCCACAAAGUUUCAAGACUGGUGUCAAAACAAAUAUGUAUGUAACCUUUUUUCUGCAGCAUACUAAAAGUCUUUCAAAGAUGGCCCUUGCACAUCAAUGCACCGCUGCCAGCGUUUUCCCCGUUGUCCGUUCAUAGGCUAGUCUCCCUUUUACUCUUCACGGCAAGGGACCUCUGGAAUCAUGCGAAUUACUUCCCAUCCAGCUAUUUUUUUGACUUGGGAAAACAAUGAGAAGUCGUUUGGAGCUAGGUCGGAGCUGUAUGUUGGCUGUAGCAUUGUUGCCAUGUUGAACUUGGUUUGAACACGACGUGCUACAUGCGAAAGAGCCGAAACGCAAUCGUCUUUUCUCUUCGAACCUUCUAACGGCGGAGGACUCCAGCAUUUUCAACUCUGAGUUAUUGACGAGGGUCAUUGACACCCGCUCUCACCGCUAACGAUCUUCUCACUCCAAUUUAACUCCUCAGAGGCAACUGCCGCUGGUGCCAUCAGUUCAUUGACACCCCCCAGGCUCACUAAAUCGCCCUGUGUGAAUGGUCUUUAUACCUGUUUUUGAAAAACUACAGUAAAGAAGACACAUUGGUGACUUCAAUCCUGAAAAAUGACUAUAUUCUUAAAGUAGGUGCUCCAAAGCAUUUUCAGACGCUUCAUGGGGUCGUGUGAAACUUUAUACUGGAGUUACAUAUUUUCUAAUGAAUUUUGGUUUCAAGGUGCUUCAUUCAUGUGUCAGAGUAUAUCCUGAUGAAAAUUCAUGUUUAUAUGAUCUGACACUAGUUUUGCUUUCAAAAUAUUCUCUGUUUGCUGAAAUUACAAAUCAUAACCAAUGUUUUGUAUUUUUGUGUUUUUACUUAUUUCAAUGAAUAUAUUCACAUAUGAGGCAGUGAGAAGUAAAGGGAUAUAAAUAGUCAUUUUCAAGAUUUCAGUAAAAUGCGUUUGAAGUUACUAUUCUAGGUAGGCUUUCAUUGAAAAUUAUGCUGUAUAGCAGCACCUACUAGGGCUACCAGAACUAAAAUCUUGCCCCAAGACAGAGAUGAGGUUCACCUACCAUUUGGACUGGUUAUCUCCAAAUUUUUGAUUUUGGCACUUACAUCCCUUUGCUUCUCACUGUCUCAUAUGGUUUUGGCCGUUAAACUUUAAAUGCAUUGCAUAAAACAAAAGCACAACAUUUCUUUUUCUCCCUUGUUUAUUAUCAAAAGGUUCACAUUAUUCAAGAGCAUUAGAAUCAGGUUUGUGUCAUAAUGUGCCUUGCUUUGUUGUGUGUCAUAAAAUACUUUUCUUUUAAAUGUGCUUCUUUUUUUUAAUUUACAUUUCACGUUCUGUAAUUUUACCUUUGCAUUUUUUUCAUCAAUGAUAGUAAAUUUUGAAUGUAAA